This is a messenger RNA of Entamoeba nuttalli P19, 336 nucleotides long. RefSeq lists its product as hypothetical. NCBI's taxonomy places the organism in Eukaryota, Evosea, Mastigamoebida, Endamoebidae. Bases 1 to 336 code for a protein of 111 amino acids. The transcript has a single exon. The record is from RefSeq and is a predicted model, not a curated record.
AUGCAAGAUAUUCCCAAUAGAGAAUCACCAAUAUUUAAUGAAAUAGAUAGUACACCAGAAGAAACAGGAGAUUAUCAUUUAAAAUUAUGUUUUUGUCCUUUUUGUCAAUUUGGAAUCAAGUCUAUGGGAUUAGAUAAAAAAGAGAACAAAAAAAUUAUUUCAUGGCAAUUAUUGUGUCGUUCAAUUUUAUAUUCUCUUUCUGUUGUUAAUGCUCCUCGUAUUUAUUUUUCAUUAAAAAAAGAUAUUUAUUGGUGGAUUGUUGAUCACUGGUAUUGUUUUGGUUCAUUACAACAAUGUUUGCAUUUCUUUCUAUUUAGUUUUAAGAUUUCUCAUUAA